AUGACGCCCGUCGCCGACACAGGAAUUCCAACAAUCGUAGGUGUCGCCAAGUGGACCUUUGACUGCGCUGCGUUACUUCUCGACGUUCACAACGCUAUGGUGGAACUCGAGGACAAAGACGACGCUAUCAAAUACGCCACAAUCCUCAGAUUUGAUGGCGAGAUGCUCCAUCAAAACUUCUUGAGCAAGAGCUUCAAGGACGUCCGCUACACAUACAGCCGGUGGGCUUGUAUGAGCGCAGCUCAGAGUCUCAUCAGCUUGUACAACACUCGAGAUGCGCAAGAGCCGCAGUGGUGGGUUGAACAAGCUUUCAUCAUCACCGCGGGUAUUUGCCUCAUUCUGGAGCUCUUUCAUCGUGCUGAAGCAGACGCGGAGGCACAAGAGUGCCAUCUACAUGUCACGCGAGCUAUCAGGUGCUUGCAACUGUUUCACACGUCAAGUGUUGCAGUGCACGGCGUGCGUCUGCUCAUGUCGCUUAUGGCAGAGUAUGAGAAGCUCAGAGAUGGAUCAAGCCAAAGGUCCACACUAUCAGUGGACACAGCAACCACCCAAACCUGUUCCUAUAUUCCCGGCAAUACGGCUGGUAUUCCCAUGCCGGACACUGACCGUGCGACUCAACAGCUGCCUCUAGAUUCUGAGGUUCAACCAACAUUCGCCGAUCCGACCACGUGGAAUUUCGAUAUCGACAGUCUGGGCUUCGAAGAUCUGAUGGACUAUCUGCCCUCAGAAGGCUUGUUGAACAAUAAUGUCCUCAACGCCAGCAUGUUGUCUGGUACUGGAUGGCCGAUGUGGUAG
Molecule: messenger RNA, 795 nt
Organism: Alternaria arbusti
Lineage: Eukaryota; Fungi; Ascomycota; Dothideomycetes; Pleosporales; Pleosporaceae
Exons: 2
Coding region: 1-795 (264 amino acids)
Source: RefSeq, a predicted model, not a curated record